AUGGCUUUAGAUUUUUCUGCUACGUAUAAGUUAUUAGUUUUAGGUGAUUCCAAUGUCGGAAAAACUUGUAUAGUGCAUAGAUAUUGUGAUGAGAGAUAUUACGAUAUUUACAUAUCUACUAUAGGAAUAGAUUUUAAACAGAAGAUAAUAAAUCUAGAUGGAGUGCCCAUUAAACUUCAAAUAUGGGAUACGGCCGGUCAGGAGCGAUUUAGAACUUUAACUACUGCUUACUAUAGGGGUGCUAUGGGCAUAAUACUUAUGUAUGACAUUACUAAUUUGGAAUCGUUCAACCAUUUGUCUUAUUGGUUGAGAAACAUUCAAGAAUAUGCUUCACCGGAUGUUAUUAAAGUGCUAGUUGGCAAUAAGUGCGAUGUGCAUGAAAACCAUCGAGCAGUCCCCAAAGAGAGAGGUCAAAAGAUUGCUGACGAUUUCGACAUGCCGUUUUUUGAAGUAUCUUGUAAAAGCAACAUAAAUAUUGAGGAAUCUUUUUUGACUUUAGCCAGAAAAAUAAGAGAAUAUCGAGAGACUAAGGCUGAUGCAUUCGAAUUGAAGGAAAGGGACAACGUGAUAAAACCAUCUGAAUCGGAAACAGACGUGUCAAAAUGUAGUUGU
Messenger RNA from Brenthis ino (lesser marbled fritillary), 612 nucleotides. The record is from the annotation of a GenBank genome assembly. Lineage: Eukaryota; Metazoa; Arthropoda; Insecta; Lepidoptera; Nymphalidae.